GAAAGGUACAUCGCAGUUUCUCGGCCGUUUUAUUAUCAACGCUUGCCGUUGUCCUUUCAUCGAUCGUUGAUUGCAUCAGCCUGGUGCUUCGCUGGCUUUUUAGCCUCGUUGUCUUACAUUACACUCAUUAAAAACAGCUGGAGUAGUCAAGUCUACGCCGUGGUGUUGUCCAUCUGCGGCUUGGCUGUUCCCACCGUCAUCAUUGCGCGCAUGUACAUUGGGGUGUUCUUAGUCGCGCGAUCUCUGUUGCAACGUAACCCAGCUCACGCUGCGAGAAUGCAAAGCGUAACAAGCCUGAAGCGAUACUAUCAAGGGGAGAGGAAAGUCGCAAUCACUGUCGGCCUCGUAACAUGUUUAUUUAUCGCUGCAUGGCUGCCCUUCUUUGUUGUGUCAGUGACAGCUGCUUUUUGCAUUCACUGCCUCCCUUCUUCCCAUAAUUCCCUCUACAAAAUCAUCGUCAUAGUGAAGAGUGUGUAUUACAUGAACAGCGCUGUCAACCCACUCGUGUAUGCGCGCCGUGACCCCGAAAUGAGACAAACAUUUUUAAGGCUGCUCGGAUUACACAGCGGUAUUUGCCGAUUAUAUGGCGAAAAGAAUAGUCCAGAAGGAUUCCCCAUGCGAGUGAGGUGACUUUUCUGCCCGCAUAGUAGCCCUGUGCUUGAGUAACAAUUAAGCUGAUACAAGCAGUGCAGAUGGCAGUAUAGUAUUGAAACGCCAUGCGGGAAGCUGGAGUCCUUUGAAAUCACACUUGCUGUUAUGUUUAGGGUUAGCCAGGGACAUUGAUUGGGGUCAUUCAUCAGUUGUUUCGAGUUUCUUUGGAUAACUAAACGACUUGUUUUUGCAUGAGAGUUUCGUGGCGUUCCAAUAUGGAAGAACGUGAAAGCCGUCAAGAUUCGUGAAUUUUAUAUAUUCACUUUCACAAGAUUGAUAUACGUUAUAAAGUAAACGAGAGCAAAAGUUCAAACAUUUUAGGUCGAUGAUGGCAGUAAGUCGUCUUGAGGCGCUUGCGAAAAACACGAACAUAACUUAGAGAAUCCGAAAACCUAUUAAAAUCAAAGAAUAUAGAAGAAACCUUGAUCAAGAAAUCAAGUUCAAGCAGGGGUACCCAACGUCAAUUUUCGGAAAAUGUCAGUUCGGAAGACGAUUUGAGAUCUAGUAAGAGUUUUCGGAACAUUUGUUGUAAAAUUUCCUGCUUGCCUGCCUCUCCUAGGAUUUUCGAACAUCUAAAAAAUGGUAUAAUUGCUUAUUUUUAACGGAUUUUUACCCUAAAAAGGUCACCUAGAAUUUUCGGGAGCCUUUUUUCUGGCAGAAAUUUUCGAAAAGGUAAGUUUUGAUCCCCAUAACUUUCGGAUCACUAGACUCCGAACAGACGAAAAAUUUUUAGGGGAUAAAAGCUGAAUAUGCCUAUAUCUACCGUUUAAAUACUAAAAUACGUUUAACAAUGCUAUGUUUAAGUGUUUUUGAACUAUAUUCUCGUUGGGUGCCCCUGUUCAAGUUCAAGUUCAUUUAUUCACACUUAUUCAAUUACAAUACAACAACAAUAAGAAAAAAAAAAGAAGUAAAAACAGAGCUAACUAUAAAAUGAAUUAAACAUAACAGUUAUAAUUAAAAGAAAAAAGUGUGUAGCAGCCAAAGGAGCCAAGCUUUCGAGUUGGCUACUACCAAAAAGCGGUUACAAGUGGGUGGAGGUUAUAUAGUACUUAUAAAAGCUAGUUAUGGAGUUCUGGCUAAAUUAAUCAUAUUAAAAAAGGAAGGGUAUAUAUGAGUAAUGAUAACAGUUAAACUCGUGCUUUGGAUUAAAUUCUGUGCAGUUAAACUCUUAAAUUCUGUACGGUUAAACUCUCCACGCGUUUAACUCUACACCCGCCAUCUUCGCGUUCCAGGCCUCAUUCAAUGUAUAACAAUAUUUUCAUUCUAAAGUAAAGUGACUAUAGUCUUUACGAAAAUCGCGAGUAAAAAUGAGAUUUACAAGUUAAGCAGGGUACGCCACAAAGAACGCUCUAGCGACAAAAUAAUGGAGUCGUAUGUCCAAAAUCCUAGCUUGCGUAAAAGCCCUAAUCAGCACUGAGAAGCUCGCUGGGUACUAGCUUUUAUGGUUGUACCAAAGUGCCGUAUUUAUUCGAUUAAGCACCCUGGGCGCUUAUGAAUUUUUGGACCUUGACAGUGGGCGCUUAUUCGAGGUGGGCGCUUAUUCGAGGUUGGGCGCUUAUUGAAGUUUCACGAUUUUCAGCGUUAGUAAUUUUAUUCUUCAACAAAACGUGAAGAUGUUCCCGAUGUUCCAAAUCAGAAUUUUAACUGUUCAUUGAAAGUUUCUUUAAAAUACUAAGAAAACUCGGUCUUCAAGGAAGUAUGUUAGAAGAACUUAGUCCAUGCUAAUCCGGCUCAUUGUCAGUAAGUUCAAACUUUUUGCUUUUUGUGGGCGCUUAUUCGAGGCUGGGCACUUACUAACUUUUCCUACCUAUAGGGUGAGCGGUUAUUCGAGGAUGGACGUGCUUAAUCAAAUCCGGCACUUGAGAAUCAAGUUAAGGGCUCGAAAUUUUUGUCCAUUACAGUAGGCUGCAAUUAUCUUUGAUCUUCCCAAAACGAUCCCUGAUUUAGGAAAUAUGGGCAAUGCUAUCCUACUAGACGACAUGUGCGGUGCAACAGUGUGUUUGGUUGCUGACUGAGAUUCAGCUUGUUAUUCGUUUUCUGAUCAAAUCUCAAAUAAACUACUUUUUGUAACAGUUUAAUGCUGCGCACUGCGCCGGCGCGGUAUUACUAAUAUGCGAAACCAAAACGAAGAACUUUGGCAGAAUUUUGGGUUGGAAACGAAUAAUGGUAAGCACCACUCAAUGGCAAACCAGCGGAAUACUUAAUACAUCUUUGCAUUCCAUUUCUUUAUUUGUUCAAUCUGGCACAAUAUUAUAUCAACAGCAAUCAGUUUGACGGAACCAAGUUACUAAAGUUACGUGUGAUCUACACUGCAGUUUUAUAAACUACCACAAACACGAGUUUACUUGCUGGAAGUGUCGGGCGUACAUUUUUGUCUCUGAAAAUUUUUGUUAAUUAGUGUAACCAAGAUAGUUGUGACUGAUUGUUAGACCAAUGGUUCAAGGUAGAAUUCGAUUCCUUCUUACUCUGCCAAUAAGCAAACUUGAAACUGAUGAGCUAUGCGGGUAAACUCCCAAACCAAACGCACACCAGUAUUAACCAUGUACGGUUUAUGAUCUCUUGGUAUAAAAGAAGAGUUGGGUUGGACCCAGUUCAUACCGGGGAGGAAACUGACUUGCAAUUUUUUCCAGCUUAGCUUUGCCUAUCAGUGUUUAAAUUCAGAAGUUAUAUGAGAAUACAGAGGCAACAACGCAACCCACCAGGUCCCGAUUGUUCCAUGGAUAGCGCUAUCCACCGGAUAAAUCACUGUCCAGUGGAUAACCAAUUGCGCUAUCCAGUGGAUAGAUAUUUAUCCGAUAGAUAG
This is a messenger RNA of Porites evermanni, 3454 nucleotides long. NCBI's taxonomy places the organism in Eukaryota, Metazoa, Cnidaria, Anthozoa, Scleractinia, Poritidae. The record is from the annotation of a GenBank genome assembly.